Messenger RNA from Anopheles coustani, 1582 nucleotides. Its product is annotated as ankyrin repeat and MYND domain-containing protein 2. Lineage: Eukaryota; Metazoa; Arthropoda; Insecta; Diptera; Culicidae. The transcript has a single exon. Bases 121 to 1362 code for a protein of 413 amino acids. The record is from RefSeq and is a predicted model, not a curated record. Gene Ontology annotation, molecular function: protein binding.
CAAAACGCGUGUUUUCGUUUUGUGCUCAUCGACGGAGUUUAAAAGAAGUUGUGUUUUCAGAACAAUUUACCACACUUGAGCGUAAUUUUCCAACUGCUUCAACUUCCCCGUGAAUUAUAAAUGUCGUCUCCAGAUUCGCAAUCGGCCAGUAAGCCGGAAAAACCGGAAACGACCACCCCCAAGGUGGUGCUGAACGAGGACCAGCAGGCAAUAUUCAACCGGAUUGCCAAGAAUGAAAAUAGUGAACUGCGUUUGCUACUGUCGCAGUACAAGUCCAACGUGGACUUUGUGGACGAGAAUGGGAUGACCCCGCUCCAGCACGCCUCCUACAAGGGCAACAAGGAAGUGGUCCAGCUGCUGCUGGACCAGGGUGCGGAUGUGAACUCCGGCAAGCACGAGUACAACUACACGGCGCUGCACUUUGGAGCGCUCUCGGGUAGCGCGGACGUAUGCCUGAAGCUACUGCUCGCCGGAGCCGACCUGAAGGCGGUGAAUUCCGUCGGCCGGACACCGGCACAGAUGGCAGCAUUUGUAGCGAACCUCGAGGCGGUCGGCACGAUCAACAACUUUGUGCCGCUGAAGGACAUCGAGGGCUACACAGUGGCCACGGGCGGGUCCGAGCCAGCUCUCCAGCCUACGCUACUGGGACCGUUCCACAGCUUUAUCAUGCAGGUCAACAUCCACCCGGUCCGGAUACUGCUGAACCUGCAAAAGUAUGGCCUGAUGCCGGCGGACCUGAAGCGGAUCCGCUCCGUGCUGAGCGAUAUGAUGGACCGCGAGAUGAAACAUCGCGGUGGGGUCAACGAAGUGAUGGCGUUCAAAUAUCACUUCCUUGCGUACGUCGUGGGAGAGAUCGAGAAGCACCGCGACUACAUUAACUCCCGCCGCGACGCCCAGCAGGAUGCAAAAACCGACUUCAUCGAACUGUUCGCCAAGCGGGUGCUGAAACCGAACAAGGACGGAACGCUGGACUACGUGGAGGCGCUGGUGCGCGAGUGCGUGAGAGAGUUUCCGUACCGCGAGUGUACCAUCUUCCGUCAGAUGGUGACGCAGCUCGCCAGCAAGGAGAACGUCGCCGCCGCCCUCGAUAUUGCCCGGGCGGCGAUCAACGGGCAGCGCCCGUUCCAGGACACCAUCUCGGUGUGCAGCUCGUGCGGGGAGGAAAAACCGGACAAGAAAUGCUCCAAAUGCCGGGAGGUCCAAUACUGCGAUCGCCAGUGCCAGCGGUUGCACUGGUUUACGCACAAAAAGUUCUGCGCCCGACCCUCUUCUACCGGUGCCGAUGGUCAGUCGCCUGCCGUUGCCAAGGAGAUUGAUUCGACGGAAAUCAGCGAUCAGCUGCAAAAGCUCGUCGCCGGCUGAGAUGUAGAGUAAAUGAUGAUGAGAUAGAAUAUAAUUUUCCUACGUUCUUUAAUGUCAAGCUGAAUGUUCCCCCAUCGGAAAUCGGAAUGUCUCCCUAGUGGAAAGUCAUCUAUCGGUGUUCAUAGAAUCGCAAGUUUAUGGUCAGUGUCAAUAUUGUAAAGUUUGUAAUAAGCGGAGUGUUCGGUAAGAAAAUCUCGUCGAAUAAACAGCUUCUAAAGGA